UUAAUAUAUUGAAAAUUAUACUCACUAACAUAAGUUAAUUAUGACUGUUAAUAACGGCAAGUUCUAAGGAAAAUAUUGGAACAGCUUAAGACCAGUAUAAUAGCAAUAUUAAAGGGUAAAAAGAUCAAAGUAUUGCCAAAAAAAUGAUGAGUUAAAACAGAAUAUUUAUGGUGCAGUACAAGUUAUAACCUGUAGGGGCGGUGCAGCACCCUGGGGCCAAUCAUAUGCGCCAGAAGAAGCCAGCGAGAGGCUGUGACGGGAGCGGGUUGUUUGAAUCUUGUUUUGGUCCUCUUCAUAACACUUCCGGUGCAGAGAUGGAAGGAUUGUCGGUCAGCUCUCUAUCAGCCAAUCAGAGCACGGUGCAGGUGAACAUUGGGGCGGGGCUUCAGGGUGGGGGCGUGGCCAGCCAGUGGAGCCCUUACUGUAAAGAGGACCUGAUGAGAGGAGGGGAGGAGCUGUGCUUCGAGGAGCUGCGGGCUGAGAGAUACAACCAGCAGAAACAGAAGGAGAUGGAAGAGAGGAUGCGACACCUGAACGAGCAGCAGGAGCAGCUGAGUCAGGAGCUGGAGGAGAAGAAGAGGCUGCUGCUCAGAAAGUCCCAACAGAUCAGCAACGUGGAUCAACCUGCUGCUGCUCCCUUCAAAAUACUGGAUGAGUCUGGUUCCGAAGAGUCUGCCAGGAAGUCGGAGCCGUCCUCAGACGAGCUGCCAGACGACGUCUUCCUGCGACCCGAUGAGAAGGGACUGUGUGUGAGGGUUCAGUUUCCAACCCGACCCGACCAGAACCACCAGCAGAACCGGCCACCAGGUCAGCCGAGUCGGACUGAGCGGGACCUCCGGGCCGAGCGGGACCUCCGAACCGAGCGGGACCUCCCGACGGAGCAGGACCUCCGAACCGAGCGGGACCUCCGAACCGAGCAGGACCUCCCGACGGAGCAGGACCUCCGAACCGAGCGGGACCNCCUCCGAACCGAGCAGGACCUCCCGACGGAGCAGGACCUCCGAACCGAGCGGGACCUCCGAACCGAGCAGGACCUCCCGACGGAGCGGGACCUCCGAACCGAGCGGGACCUCCCGACGGAGCGGGACCUCCGAACCGAGCGGGACCUGGAUUCCCAGGAAAGUGUCUCUCAGCCCAAAAAGCAGCUGAGCCCCAUAGAGGAGAUCAGUGUGGAAGCCGCAUCCCUCACUUCUCCUGGAGAACUGUCCGGGGGGAGCUUCAGUCCACUGGACCAGAACCAGAACCAGGAGGCUCUCAGUCGGUCUCAUGCUGUAGAUCCCUGCGACCCGGAAGUCCGUAGACAGCUGUUGGACCUUUUUGACAUCACUUCCUCUGCAAACCUUCAUUCGGAGCAGCGCCCCCUACCUGCUGUUGAGGAGGGCAGCCUUCUGGACCUCGGGGGCGACACAUUCUUCAUUGAAAGCAGACUUCUGGACAGAGACGGCGUCUCCGUCUUCAGAGCAGCAGCAGAUAAUCAGUCUGUGUUUAUAAAGGUGGAGCGCUGCUCGGCCCCCUGGGACUUCUACCUGUUCACCCGCCUGAAGGAGAACUCGCCGUCUGCUGACAGAGCUGCUCUGAUCAGCUGCUUCCUGUUUGAGGACGGCUGCAUCACCGUCUACGCGCCGCCCGCAGGCCAGCAGCUCACUGUUGUGGCGGACUGCGCGCGUGUCGGCGUGACAGCCGUCAGGCUGCUGGAGCUGGUGCUGCAGCUGCACGGCUGCAGCCUGCUGCAUGCGGGGCUGCAGCCCGGCAUGCUGGCCUCCUGCGGCGCCGCGGCGAACCAGGACUGGCUCUUCCCGCUGGACUGGUCGUCCUCGCUGGACCUGGAUCUGCAGAAAGACGUCCGGUCCAUCCAGCAGAUCCCGUCCGCUCAGGCCUACGUCAGGCUGGGUCUGCUGCAGCCCGCCGACCCGCCUCACACCGUGGACCUGGUGGGCGUGGCUGAAACCAUCUACUUCCUGUUGACCAACAGCGAGAUGAGACCAGAGAGACACGGCAGCAGCUGGACAGUGAAGCACAGCGACGUCUUCAUGUCGACCUGGCGAAGGUUUUUCGGUUCGCUGCUGAACGCCGGCGGUCGCUCGUCCAUCUCCAUCCUGUCGGAGCUGAAGGACCAGCUGUCUGAGCUUCACCUGUGAAGCACAUGUUGUCUGUUUAAUAUUUGGUUUCAUUAAUAAAUAAAUUUGUUGCAGCCGC
This is a messenger RNA of Poecilia reticulata (guppy), 2196 nucleotides long. RefSeq names its product BUB1 mitotic checkpoint serine/threonine kinase Ba (gene bub1ba). NCBI's taxonomy places the organism in Eukaryota, Metazoa, Chordata, Actinopteri, Cyprinodontiformes, Poeciliidae. Gene Ontology annotation, biological process: mitotic spindle assembly checkpoint signaling; meiotic sister chromatid cohesion, centromeric. The record is from RefSeq and is a predicted model, not a curated record. Gene Ontology annotation, cellular component: nucleus. Gene Ontology annotation, molecular function: protein kinase activity.